This is a messenger RNA of Capronia coronata CBS 617.96, 2100 nucleotides long. Its product is annotated as acetolactate synthase I/II/III large subunit. Gene Ontology annotation, molecular function: flavin adenine dinucleotide binding; acetolactate synthase activity; thiamine pyrophosphate binding. The record is from RefSeq and is a predicted model, not a curated record. Gene Ontology annotation, biological process: L-valine biosynthetic process. Bases 1 to 2100 code for a protein of 699 amino acids. Gene Ontology annotation, cellular component: acetolactate synthase complex; mitochondrion. NCBI's taxonomy places the organism in Eukaryota, Fungi, Ascomycota, Eurotiomycetes, Chaetothyriales, Herpotrichiellaceae. The transcript has 3 exons.
AUGGCAACGAAAAUAAUGCCCAUACGGACGGGCUCCAGUGCCAUCCGCUCAUUAUCCAGACGAAGACCCUCCUGUUCCCAUUCAUUUUCCACCACCGCACCAGCGGGAGCAGUGUCGCCAUACCGAAAAUCCCAGAAAUCCACGACUGAACAGUCACGAAGACCUGCAACGACUGCUGCAGCUCAAGCACAAACUACCCGAUCAAUUCCCAGUCCCGCCUUCAACAACGAUUUCCGCCGACAUGAACCCUCACCCUUGGUCAACAGGCAAAUGCCUGAGCUCGAUGACUCCUUCGUGGGUCUCAGUGGAGGAGAGAUCUUCCACGAGAUGAUGCUGCGGCAGGGUGUCAAACACAUCUUUGGCUACCCUGGCGGUGCCAUUCUUCCCGUGUUCGAUGCCAUCUACAACUCAAAACAUUUCGAUUUCAUUCUUCCCAAACAUGAACAAGGGGCAGGACAUAUGGCCGAGGGCUACGCAAGAGCCUCGGGCAAGCCUGGGGUGGUUCUGGUAACCUCAGGUCCUGGCGCAACAAAUGUCAUCACCCCCAUGCAGGACGCCAUGUCCGACGGCACGCCCAUGGUUGUUUUCUGCGGCCAAGUACCCACAACAGCUAUCGGCACCGACGCCUUCCAAGAAGCCGAUAUUGUUGGAAUUUCAAGAGCAUGCACCAAGUGGAACGUCAUGGUCAAGAGCGUGGCGGAACUGCCCAAGAGAAUCAACGAGGCUUUCGAGAUUGCGACAUCAGGACGACCAGGUCCCGUCCUUGUUGACUUGCCUAAAGAUGUCACGGCGGGAAUCCUCCGGAGACCAAUUCCUAUGCAAUCCACUCUUCCCUCACAUCCUUCUGCCGCCACCCUGGCCGCGAGAGAACUGUCGAGGAGACAGCUGGAGGGCACUAUUUCGCGCGUAGCCGAGCUCGUCAACGUGGCCAAGAAACCCGUCAUCUAUGCGGGUCAGGGUAUCUUGGGAACUCCUGAAGGGCCCCGGCUGUUGAAGGAGUUGUCCGACAAGGCUUGUAUUCCAGUGACCACCACUCUGCAAGGCCUUGGUGGAUUUGACGAACUGGACCCUAAAGCUCUACAUAUGCUCGGCAUGCACGGAUCGGCAUAUGCCAACAUGGCCAUGCAGGAGGCAGAUCUCAUUAUUGCCUUGGGCGCGCGAUUUGACGACCGGGUGACUCUCAACAUUGCCAAAUUUGCACCACAAGCAAAGAAGGCGGCAGCCGAGAAGCGCGGAGGCAUUGUACAUUUCGAAAUCAUGCCCAAGAACAUCAACAAGGUUGUACAGGCUACCGAGGCCGUCGAAGGUGAGGUGGCGGCCAACCUACAACAGCUUAUCCCGAAAGUCAAUGCUGUCAAGGAGCGACCGGAAUGGUUUGCACAGAUCAAUGACUGGAAGGAGAGGUUCCCUCUGAGCAGUUUUGAAAGGGGAACCAUGGAUGGAUUGAUCAAGCCACAAGAAGUGAUUGAGAAGCUGUCCGAGAUGACAUCCCACAUGAAAGAGAAGACCAUCAUCGCUACGGGCGUGGGCCAGCAUCAAAUGUGGGCUGCUCAGCAUUUCCGUUGGCGGCACCCCCGAACUAUGAUCACCUCCGGUGGUUUGGGAACUAUGGGCUACGGUCUCCCAGCGGCCAUUGGCGCCAAGGUGGCUCAGCCGGACGCUCUUGUCAUCGACAUUGAUGGCGACGCUUCGUUUAACAUGACCUUGACGGAAUUGAGUUCCGCCAACCAGUUCCAGAUCGGCGUUAAGGUGAUCAUUUUGAACAACGAUGAACAGGGUAUGGUCACCCAAUGGCAGAGCUUGUUCUACGAGGAUCGAUUCGCCCAUACCCACCAAAAGAACCCCGAUUUUGUCAAACUCGCCGAGGCCAUGGGUGUUCAGGCAAGGAGAUGUGUCAAACCCGCCGACGUGGAGGACAGUUUGGAGUGGUUGAUCAGUGGCAGCGGUGAAGGUCCGGCGCUUUUGGAAAUCGUUAUUGAUAAAAAAGUCCCGGUACUGCCCAUGGUGCCAGCUGGCAAGGGAUUGCAUGAAUUUUUGGUGUACGAUGAAGCCAAAGAAAAGGAGCGGAGGGCUGUUAUGAAGCAAAGAACAGGUCGUUGA